Messenger RNA from Dermacentor silvarum, 2473 nucleotides. RefSeq lists its product as uncharacterized. Bases 329 to 991 code for a protein of 220 amino acids. The record is from RefSeq and is a predicted model, not a curated record. The transcript is spliced from 4 exons. NCBI's taxonomy places the organism in Eukaryota, Metazoa, Arthropoda, Arachnida, Ixodida, Ixodidae.
GCUCACUGAACGAGAGCGAGACGGCUUCCUUUCUCCAAAAGAACCGCUCCCCCGGCUCACUCGUAUUACGGCUCAAAAGAUCCGGCUCGCUCCUGAGCGACCCAUCUCUAACCUGACAGUUAGUAGUAUGUUGCGUGCGCUGGUAUGGGGAGGCCGCGUAUAGUGCGUACUGCCGAAGAACAAGCUGCUCACGAGGCCGAACUUCGGGACCGCAGGCGUGAGCGUGAGCGAGAGCGGCGGGCGACACGAACCAGUGAUCAGCGUGCCGAGGAGGCUGCCCGUAAGCGGCGGGCUCGAGCGGAAAGCCCCCCAGAUCGCGAAGCGAUUAAUGCAGCGCAACGACGGAGGUACCACGCUCGGAAGGCUGAUAUUAACUGUGCAGGUGCUGCUGCGCCGAGAACUCCACGGUGUGUCGUACCAGUCUGCAGCUCGCGGUCUGGCACCUAGUUCCAUCCUGUACCCCUUGCCUGCCAAACCGUCCCAGCGCCAGGCUUGGAUUGACUUUGUGCGAGGGUGCCCCUGUGGUGGUGCCCGCGACUGGAGCCCGCCGAUCAACGAGAUCAGCUUAGUGUGCUCGCUGCACUUUACGACUCGCUGCUUCAGGUUCCAGACACCACGUGACUUCAGCGUGGGCUAUAGGAAGCGUCUGAUAGUAGGUGCAGUGCCAACGCUGUAUCCAAUUGAAGAGCCGUGCAGUUUAGUGGCCAACAAGAAUUCUACUGCCAAGAGUGCGGCACUUUUGGGUUACUCUGAUGCCGAAGAUGUUGAAAGGAGGACACGUGAUUCAUUGGCUUCUCAUCAGUCAGUUGCAGGACAAGAUGGAGGCCACCGUGCAAGUGACCAGGACAGAGUGCGGAGGCUUGCACGUCAUGCGGCAUUCAAGCUCAUCUUCCCCAAAGACGUCUCCACCCAGUGCAGCGUGGAAAUAGCCUCUAAGAUGGUCGGCUGUGUUGUCAGAACUGCAUCCAAGUUUGUGCAGUGCAGUGGGUGAACGGUGUUCAAAUCUAGCGAGACAUUAAACGGAGAACAGGCGAUGCUAGUCUAGCCACAUGUGUACUGUGCUUAUCCUGCUCGCCCAAGUGCCUCGGUGACCAUGCCUUUCUGCUGCUGUGAAGACAAGUUCGCAGGUUUGACUCUCCAGCUGUGGUGACUGCAUUCUCCUGAGGACAAAAAACAAAAACGCUCAUUUUUGUGCAUGAAAGGCACAUUAUAAACGGUACCUAUAAUAUUAUCAGUGCAACCAAAAAAAAUGGGCCUUCAAGUGCAUGACACUUUUAUUAAUGCGAAGGUUUCGAUGCCAUCUUUCCUGGGGUUUGGCAUGUUCAACUGCUCGGUGAGCUUCUUGCCGAGUAAUGUGGGCCGGUGCUGGAGAUAGCUAGUAGAUAGCUAGUGCAGUAGUAAACUGAUGUGAUCCCGAAGACAGCGCAAUCCAUGGAUGGGUUGCGUGGUGGAGCGUGUUGCUGAUUUUCCGGGCAAGCACGUAAUCACUAUGCUGCAAAAGGUGUUGCUAAAGAUGAACAAUUUCAUAGAUUUUAAUUAACUGCUUCACAUAACAAAGAUUCCAAAGUGUGCAUCAGAUCUGCCUAACUUUUUUUUCCUCUGUGUAUGAUCUGUGUAGUAAAGGUAUGUGAGCCACAAAUCCCAAAAACAUAACCAACAACCUCUUCGCAUUCGUGAUCACUUGGAGACAUACCUUCACAAUGUGAUGAUGUUGUGGCAUUCAACUGCUAAUCUCAAGGUUGCAGGCCCAAAUGAACUCCCAGCAACUGCACUGCGUAUUCUGAUGGCGACAGAAUGCAAAAAUGCUUGUGUGCUGAGCUUGUGAGUCGACCGCAGAUGGUCAAAGUUAAUCAGAUCUACCCCACAUUGUUUCACGAUUGUUGUAGUUUGAUUAUCGCUUAGGUUGAGCACUAUUUUCGUUUAUCACAUGUUAUGCCUCCUCUAACAGAACUUGUGCUAGAAAAACUCAAUGUCUAACGCAUUGUUCGACUGUUUACAAUUAUUCAAGAAACGUUUGACAAAUGUGUUUAGCUCCGAUAUCGAAUUAUGAAAAGUACUUGCAGAAGUAUAAUUUUUUUUUUUUUUGGGGGGGGGGGGGGUUCAUGAUCUGGUCAUCACUUAAAUGACUUAUUAAUAACCUUGCUAAUCAAUAACCCAUUCUAUAGGCUAACUUAGGUCAACCUGCUGCGAAGUACACUAAAAGCAAGCAUUGCUUAUACAUAUAUACUUGGCAGUCAUUUUGUGUGCAAUCACAGUUAAAAAUUAAAACUGAUACUUGUACCUUCAAGAUACUUAACAUUUAAAAGUGGUGCUAGGUCGACAAAUGGUCAGCUACACCUACGUGGCAGUGGGAAAACUACACCUUGCUUUCCUUUAAUAUGCUUUAUCUAAGAUCAUAACACAUAAUCAUUCAGAAGGAAGACAAGUGAGUCGCGUGUCACUUUGCUUUUUUCUCACAGAGAUGCGGUUGCAU